Messenger RNA from Caenorhabditis auriculariae, 3544 nucleotides. Lineage: Eukaryota; Metazoa; Nematoda; Chromadorea; Rhabditida; Rhabditidae. The record is from the annotation of a GenBank genome assembly.
AUGUGGAAAAGGAAGAAGUUGGCAGUGGUUCUCCAUGUGAGCAGCUCCAUGCAAGCUGACUAAACACUCAGUGUUUGUUUUUUGGGAGACGGAAAACGAUGAGAAACAACGUGUGGAACUAAGAGGGCAACCAAGUAUGUGUCUAUAUGAGAAUAAAUGGACUAUGAGCAAUCCAUGCGUACUUUCAUACGGAUAAAACCCCGUUAUACUUAUAUUUCCUGGACUACGUACAAAUUUGACCUGCUUCACAGAUUACUUUUCAAAAGAGAGGGUGAGAACAAAAUUAGGUUAUUUUUGCACUGAGUAUAAGUUUUGAGGCUUUUGAUACUUCGGAAGAAGUAAUUUUGCGAUUUUUAAUUGCGGGCUGCCAGGAUAAGUCUGAAUUGACGUCCUGAAUAUUUUCCUUCUCAUAGUUAAUUGGAGGUUCUUACAAAUGUUCUUGAGAAAAGUAUUGAAAUGAUAGAUGGUUUUUCAGGCGAUUGAUGACGUUUUCGCAAAUGCGGCUGGCGAAAAAAACGCCUUUGUUGUCACACGGCCUCCUGGUGAGUCUAAUCAAACACGGAUGAAUUAGUCAUCUAUCGAAGUUGUUGUUGUCGUUUCUCUCAAAGAAUUUUCGAAUUAAUUUUCCUGAAAUUUCAGGAUUAAUCUUUUUAUUAAUUUUAUGUGAACCUAGCCGUAUAUGAAAAACAUGGGUUCACUCACAUCGAAAGCUUAUUUCUUUAUUUAUCUUAUGUCCUUUUUAUAAAAAAAUUUAUUAAGUUUUUUUAGUAUUUGAAAAGUAAUCUAGUGGAAAGACGAAUGUUUCAAUGAAGAAAAAAAUCGGAUGGGCUGAUUUGAAGAAAAUGAAAAAAAGAGAAGAUGAAGUGAAAUUAUGUUAAAAAAAGUGUCUUAAUUAAAUAAUAAAAACCAAUCAAAAGGGUAGUGUUAUUAUUUUUUUAAAAUAUCAACUCCUUUUUUUCUUCUUUCUGUAAAGCGAUCGUAUACUGCGUUUAAAUUUUCUUGGUGCGGUGUUCGUCCAGAUUUCUCGCAUAAACUAGAAAAAACAGUGAGAAGGGCUCUUUCUCUGAAAAACAAGUUCAUGCUAUAUUAAACUUUCCAACUUAUAAUUUCAAACAGUUAAGUAACAUUUAAUGUUAUGGUUCUAGUCGUAAUUUUACCGCAGCGAAUAGUGAAUAAGAGGCAACAAAAAUGAGACUUGAAACGGAGAAGUUGAGGGCACCACGCGUCGAGCUCGUCGUCGAGCGGCUUCUGCCUCUUCAACAACGUGGCGAUCGCCGCAAGGGUGGGUUUCGUCGGAAUAAUUGGCCGCAGGACUCCCGCCGCAUCUCCCUGCUAAUUAUAGUACGCGAUGGAGAGGUACGACGUGCGGCGCGUGCUGAUUCUCGAUUGGGACGUCCAUCACGGCAACGGAACUCAGGAGAUCUUCUACCAGGUGCCUCUCUCUGCGACCUUCUCAACUGAAGACUUGACAGGAUCGCAAUGUCCUCUACAUGUCUCUGCAUCGACACGACGGCGGUGGAUUCUAUCCGAUGGGCGAGCCGAAAGAUUUCUCAGACGUCGGCGAGGUGGGACUUGAAGUUCAUUCUCAACGUUGAGAGACAUCGGAAGUACUCGGAGAGAAAACUCCACAGUUGUACUUGGAAUAGUAAUGACAACUUGAAAGAAGAUUUAAAAGAAAAAUUGAGAACGAUCCAAAGGAAAACGUUGGAAAUUUAUACAGUUAAUCAAACAACUGUUUUCAAGUGUCCAGCUACCAUCCCAAUUUUAUCAAAUAAUCAUUAUACCUUUAGUUCAAUAGUCUGCGGUAUAUUCAAGAGAAAAAUAAGAAGUCAAACGGACAAGAGUUUUGCCAACCCUCUGACUGCCUGUCUCAUUUUCUUUUUAAGUUUCAUAGCUCUUUCAAAAAAAGUUUGAACAUUCUUUUUGAUAAUAUGAAAAUAUGAUAAAAUUUACGGUAAACCUUUUCCAAAACUUGGAAGCGUCAUCAAGCGAAAAGGAACUUUGAAAAAUAACAUGAUGGACCUGAGCCGAAAAAAAUUAGACUUGGAAUUUUAAUACUGUAGGAGAAUAUUCAGGAAGAUGGUGUUGGUUUUUCGGUGAACGUUCCUUUCAGCUCGGCGAAAAUGGGUGAUUUGGAGUAUCGAGCAGCGUUUAUGAAGGUCAAAAUGGAAGGAGAAAGACGGAAAAGCUUGCUGUUCAGGUGAUAAUGCCCAUCGCCUACGAGUUCAAUCCAGAGCUUGUUCUCAUUUCUUCUGGUUUCGAUGCGGCGGCUGGAGAUCCUCUAGGCGAAUACAAGGUCCACGGUUUUUUAAUGGAAUGCCUACGACUUUUUUUUAUCACAAUUAGAAACAUUAUCGAAACAUUUUUGAAAGUUUCUAAACUACUGGAUUCAAGCUCAAUAUUUAUUUUUCAAAAAAAGUUUGUAUAAAAAAAAUUGGGGUCAGGGAAAUGAUUCAAAAAGAGAUCAGCUUUUUCCUCGAAAAAGAUCAUUCUUGAAACAAAAUGAGCAUUUUUUUAAUAAAGCAGCUUUUUUUAAAUUUAAAAAAAGCUUAAGAAUGGGGCCUUCUUGUAUACCUUCAUCCGGACGCACGCCUUUUUCAGGUUUCCCCGGAAACGUUUGCGCUAAUGACGUAUGAGCUUUGUGGUCUGGCCGGCGGAAGGACGAUCGCUGUUCUGGAAGGAGGUAAAGCAUGCCUCAUUAUGGCAGACUCAAAGUUUGGAAGGGAUUUCUGGAAAAAGGGUCUUGAGUUCAAAGUAUCUCGGCACCCAUAAGAACAAACUUUUGUUCGAAUAAAUGUGUUUCCCAUUAGCCGUCGAGUUUUGAGGCUACAACUUAACGGCGAUCGCCGAGAGCGCUCAAGCCGUCGUCGAGACAUUACUGCAUCGAGCCGUCGUUCGGAAGCUUGUGUCUGCCAGAGAACAGUUUGCGACUAAAAAGUUUGAUUUUGCGGAGGAAAUCAAGCAAAUCGGGCUUACUUCAGGCCCCAGCUGCACCCUGAAGCCUGGACGAGUUUGCGGAAAGUUUGUCACAAACAAGAAUCUUACUGGAGCUGUUUGAUGGGGUUUCAGGUGAGAAGCCAAGUCAAUAUAAUCGAUCUAAGAAUUAACUGGGAUGCGGGCGAUUGCGAAGCGGCAUUCCCUCUAAUUCCCCCUAAAAAAAGGGGUUUUUGAACAAAAAUUUCAAAUAAUUGAAAUAAGAUUGCGGCUUUGCUUGCAAGCUUUGCACCAUACGCGUAAGAAAUCCUCAUCAUGAAGUUCAAAGUCGUGAUGGCUCUGUAUUUGUUUCCUGUUGAAUAACUCAUUUUAGAGACUGAUUGGUGAAUCGUCUGGCUCAACGCUGCUGGACCGGAAAGGCCGGCCGACUCCCACGAGCACUCCGAAAUCCGAGAAAACCUCGACGAGUUCUUCGAAGAAACUUCUGCCCACGCCGCCGUCGACGACGCCGAGAAGGUCGCCACGAAUCGCCGCCAGCCAGAAAAAGACCGAAAAAACUGAUAUGCAGAAGUUGGAGGAGGAGAUGGCGCGCUUGAUGAACCCGAAAUAG